Messenger RNA from Neomonachus schauinslandi (Hawaiian monk seal), 927 nucleotides. RefSeq names its product CD40 molecule (gene CD40). Gene Ontology annotation, molecular function: signaling receptor activity; antigen binding; protein binding. The transcript has 9 exons. Gene Ontology annotation, biological process: CD40 signaling pathway; positive regulation of isotype switching to IgG isotypes; inflammatory response. NCBI's taxonomy places the organism in Eukaryota, Metazoa, Chordata, Mammalia, Carnivora, Phocidae. The record is from RefSeq and is a predicted model, not a curated record. Bases 46 to 876 code for a protein of 276 amino acids. Gene Ontology annotation, cellular component: external side of plasma membrane; CD40 receptor complex.
CCCAGUCUCCGCGCCCCUACUCCGCCGCCUGGUAUUCACCUCGCCAUGGUUCUUCUGCCUCUGCGCUGUCUCUUCUGGGGCUCCUUGUUGACCGCCGUCCACCCAGAACACACUGCAUGCAGAGAAAAGCAAUACCUAAUAAAGAAUCAGUGCUGUAAUUUGUGUCCGCCAGGAGAGAAACUGGUGAAUGACUGCACAGAGACCAUCAACACAGAAUGCACUCGCUGCAAAACAGGCGAAUUCCUAGGCACUUGGAACUCAGAGAGACGCUGUCACCAGCACAAAUACUGCGAUCCCAACCUAGGGCUCCGGGUCCAGAGGGAGGGCACCUCAGAAACAGACACCACUUGCACCUGCAAUGAAGGUCUCCACUGUACCAGCAACACCUGUGAGAGCUGCACCCUGCACAGCCUGUGCCCCCCUGGGCUGGGAGUCAAGCGGAUCGCUACAGGGGUUUCUGAUACCAUUUGCGAUCCCUGCCCUGUCGGCUUCUUCUCCAAUGUGUCAUCUGCUUUGGAAAAGUGUCACCCUUGGACAAGCUGCAAGACCAAAGGCCUGAUGGAGAUUCAGGCGGGGACUAACAAGACGGAUGCUGUCUGUGGUCCCCCACCUCGGAUAAGAGCCUUGGUGGUGAUCCCCAUCACGAUGGGGAUCCUGCUUGCUGUCCUGUUGGUGUCCGCCUGUGUCAGUGAGUCCCCAGGAAAAGUGGCCAAGAAGCAAGAGGCUAAGGUUAUGUGUCAGGGCCCCGUGGAGGACCAGGAGGAUCCUGUGCCCGCCCAGUCCAUUGCUCCGGUGCAGGAGACCUUACACGGCUGCCAGCCGGUGACCCAGGAGGACGGCAAAGAGAGCCGCAUCUCGGUGCAGGAGCGAGUAUGAGGCAGUGCGUGCCCAGGACUGUGGCAGCAGGGGAAGACGGGGCCGCCGAGC